UGCCGGAAGCCCAACCGCCCCGCUUCCUAGUUCUUGCGUAUCCUUUGUUUCCUCGUUACCGCCACCCUCGCUUCGCGCCUGCAGCUGCCGCAGUCUUUCUUGAUUAAUCCGUCCCAUCUCCCGUCCUUCUUACUCGGCCCUGACCUUACUCAUAUCUCAACAGUGGACAGCGAACUUCAUUUCCGCCAGUACCCCGUACUUCCUGAAUCUCCGGAAGCGGCAGGUUGCCAUGGCGACUGUGUACACAGCCUGGCAGAGGCUCAAGCCGGGAUUCCUUCGCUGCUCCUGCAGCGGUCGUGCUGUGGGAGGGCUCCUACCGCCGGAGAGUAGUGACCGAAGAUGGACCCACAUAUGGAAAUUCAGCCACCCUCUGACUUCCAGCCAUGACCAUCACCACCAGUCACCAUUUCUUAAGCACCUGCUCUGUGCUGAGCACUGUUCUGAACUUUGAGGGGGGAUUCAAAAGAGAUAGAAGGCACAGUCCUGUCCCUCAAGCAGCUUGUAAUUUAAUCUGGGAGCUGAAACCCACUCAAAUGAUGCGGCGUAAGAACGGUAACAAGCAUUAUUUCAGUUGUUGGUGGAAAAUAGUGAGGCACCCUAUAAAGAAGCUAGAAUGGGUACUAGGAAAAAAGUUCAUGCAUAUGUCCGUGUUAAACCCACCGAUGACUUUGCUCAUGAAAUGAUCCAAUAUGGAGAUGACAACAAAACCAUUGAUAUUCACUUAAAAAAAGAUACUCGGAGAGGAGUUGUCAAUAACCAGCAGACAGACUGGUCAUUCAAGCUGGAUGGAGUUCUCCAUGAUGCUUCCCAGGACUUGGUUUAUGAAACAGUCGCAAAGGAUGUGGUUUCUCAGGCCUUUGAUGGCUAUAAUGGCACCAUCAUGUGUUAUGGGCAGACGGGAGCUGGCAAGACAUACACCAUGACGGGGGCAACUGAGAAUUACAAGCACCGGGGGAUCCUCCCUCGUGCUCUACAGCAGAUUUUUAAAAUGAUCGAAGAACGACCCACGCAUGCCAUCACUGUGCGUGUUUCCUACCUGGAAAUCUAUAAUGAGAGCCUGUUUGAUCUCCUGUCCACUCUGCCCUAUGUUGGACCCUCAGUCACACCAAUGACCAUUGUGGAAAAUACUCAAGGGGUCUUCAUUAAGGGCCUGUCUGUCCAUCUCACAAGUCAGGAGGAGGAUGCAUUCAGCCUCCUUUUUGAGGGAGAGACCAACAGGAUUAUAGCCUCCCACACAAUGAACAAGAACUCAUCCAGGUCACACUGCAUUUUCACCAUCUACAUGGAGGCCCACUCUCGGACCUUAUCAGAUGAAAAGUACAUCACUUCCAAAAUUAACUUGGUGGAUCUAGCAGGCUCGGAGAGACUGGGGAAGUCCGGGUCUGAGGGCCGAGUCCUGAAGGAAGCCACAUACAUCAACAAGUCGCUGUCAUUCCUGGAGCAGGCCAUCAUUGCCCUCGGGGACCAGAAGCGAGACCACAUCCCUUUCCGGCAGUGCAAGCUCACCCACGCCCUGAAGGACUCGUUAGGGGGAAAUUGCAAUAUGGUCCUGGUGACAAACAUCUAUGGAGAAGCUGCCCAGUUAGAAGAGACGCUUUCUUCACUGCGGUUUGCCAGCAGGAUGAAGCUGGUCACCACUGAGCCUGCCAUCAACGAAAAGUAUGAUGCUGAGCGAAUGGUCAAGAACCUGGAGAAGGAGCUAGCACUGCUCAAGCAGGAGCUAGCCAUCCAUGACAGCCUGGCCAACCGCACCCUUGUGAACUAUGACCCCAUGGAUGAAAUCCAGAUUGCUGAGAUCAACUCCCAGGUGCGGAGAUACCUGGAGGGGACACUGGACGAAAUUGAUAUAAUCAACCUCAGACAGAUCCAGGAAGUGUUCAACCAGUUCCGGGUGGUUCUGAGCCAACAGGAACAGGAACUGGAGUCUGCUUUGCGCAGGAAGUACACUCUCAUAGACAAGAAUGACUUUGCAGCCAUCUCUGCUGUCCAGAAGGCAGGGCUCAUGGACGUUGAUGGCCACCUAGUGGGUGAGCCUGAUGGACAAGGCUUUGGACUUGGAGUUGCCCCUUUCUCUACUAAAUCUGGGAAGAAAUCCAAGUCCAGAAAGACAUUCAAAGAACAGUUCAGCUCUUCAGCAAGAAAGGAAGGUGCCAGCAGCCCUCUGAGUGGCAAGGACUUGGAUGUUUCUACCUCCAAGACCCAGCUGACCCCAUCUUCCAAAGAUGGGGAUGUCAAAGACAUGCUUCUGCGGGACCGGGAGACCUCCAAUAUCGAGCCCUUUGCCGCAGAUUCCCCAAGGGAGGAAUUACGCCCACCCAGGCCCAGCACUCCACCCUGCAAGUCUGUGGCCUUUGAGGACUUUAAGAAUGAGCGGGGUAGUGAGAUCAACCGCAUCUUCAAAGAAAACAAAUCCAUCUUGAACGAGCGGAGGAAACGGGCCAGUGAGACCACACAGCGCAUCAAUGCCAUCAAACGGGAGAUUGACGUGACCAAGGAGGCACUAAAUUUCCAGAAGUCCCUACGAGAGAAGCAAGGCGAGUAUGAGAAUAAGGGGCUGAUGAUCAUUGAUGAGGAGGAAUUCUUGCUGAUCCUGAAGCUCAAAGACCUCAAGAAGCAGUACCGGACAGAGUAUCAGGACCUCCGUGAUCUCAGGGCUGAGAUCCAGUACUGCCAGCACCUGGUGGAUCAAUGUCGCCAUCGCCUGCUCACAGAAUUUGACAUCUGGUACAAUGAGUCCUUCUUCGUCCCCGAGGACCUGCAGGUGGCACUGAAGUCAGGUGGCAGCAUCCGGCCAGGCAUGAUGCCUCUUAGCAGAAUUGUGUCUCUGGGAGAAGAUGACCAGGACAAGUUUGGCCAGCUGCAGCAGACAAUGCUGCCCGAGGGACCAGAUUCUGUCUCCUUCUACAAUGCCAAAGUCAAGACAGAACAGAAGCACAAUUAUUUGAAAACCAUGAUGGGCCUUCAGCAGGCACAUAGAAAAUAGGGACUCAUGGCCAGUGCCUCGAAGGACAAGACCUCCAGCAAUUCCUGCCUGCUCUAGUGGAGCUACCAAAGCACCUGCCCAGACUCCACCCCCUCACUCCAAGGCUGGGGCCCAGUCCAAAGAACAUAUAAUGAACUGCCUGCCAGGAGGAAUAGCCUUCAAAGGACACCCAUGGCUAUCUUUUGGUUUCAAUUCACUGUCUUAUACGCAGGGACAGGAUAAAAUAACUCUCUAGUCUGGACUUUUA
Messenger RNA from Phacochoerus africanus (Common warthog), 3230 nucleotides. RefSeq names its product kinesin family member 9 (gene KIF9). The record is from RefSeq and is a predicted model, not a curated record. Lineage: Eukaryota; Metazoa; Chordata; Mammalia; Artiodactyla; Suidae. Gene Ontology annotation, biological process: microtubule-based movement. Gene Ontology annotation, cellular component: microtubule; kinesin complex. Gene Ontology annotation, molecular function: ATP hydrolysis activity; ATP binding; microtubule binding. The transcript is spliced from 23 exons. The coding region runs from base 614 to 2983 and encodes 789 amino acids.